This is a messenger RNA of Xenia sp. Carnegie-2017, 4956 nucleotides long. RefSeq names its product E3 ubiquitin-protein ligase SHPRH-like. The coding region runs from base 89 to 4540 and encodes 1483 amino acids. The transcript has 32 exons. Gene Ontology annotation, molecular function: ATP-dependent chromatin remodeler activity; ubiquitin protein ligase activity; ATP binding. Gene Ontology annotation, cellular component: nucleus. NCBI's taxonomy places the organism in Eukaryota, Metazoa, Cnidaria, Anthozoa, Malacalcyonacea, Xeniidae. Gene Ontology annotation, biological process: DNA damage response; protein polyubiquitination. The record is from RefSeq and is a predicted model, not a curated record.
UAUGGCGGCUGACUAUGCAGGUGAUAUAUUGUCAUUGCGUCGAUAGAGAAACGAACUUAAUAUCUUGAAAGAUUCAUUCCCUAUCAUUAUGAGUAGACGAAAAAGAAACAUAGAGCCUCCAAAACGACGACAAGGUGACCAAGUCGAACAAUUUUUGUGGAAUACGAGGUCAAAAAAUAACGAGAUUCUGGGCGUUGGAAGUGAUCCAACUGAUAAUGUUAACAUGAGAAUUGUAGAUAACGACUGUCAUCUUGGUGUGACUGGGUAUAUGUUCAUGCUUUCUCAUGAAGUAUGUCUACGCGAUGCUGUUGGAAUUAUUGGCAGUUUUUCUGGACAGUUGCUUAUUUGCUCAUCGAAAGAAAGAUCGAAUUUAUCUGAUACUAAUGUUGUUGUUGGUUUGGUCAAACAUGACAGUACAAAGAAAUCUUCUCUGAGCUCUAAUGGUGUUAAUGCAUUUAUCAAAGUAUCCGCGAAUUUCAACCAAAUAGAUAGCUUGUCAUAUUUAUACAAGAAAAAUGUCAUUAUAAUUGUUUCAGAUGUUGAUACUUCAACUGAGGCGAAUACAGAAUGUAAAUUGAUGGUUUACUUGAAUAAAUCAGGAUUUACAGCUGUAGAUGAUCCCAAUGAACAUCCAUGCAUGAAAAAAAUACACACAUCAUUAAAGAUUGUUAUGGAAUGGCUUAAUGGUCCUUAUUUCACUGAAAAUGAACGUGAUACUUGGUCCGCAGAAAAUGGACAAAAUUUUGAUCAUCUUAUUCAGUCAGUCUUUGAUUCAUUGAAAAGCAAACAGUUGAAAGACAAGAGAUUUAACGAUCAAAAACUAUGUGGAUACCUUCAACAUCCAUUCUUGAUACCAUCAUUACGAGAUUAUCAGAAGCAAGCCAUACAAUGGAUGAUUGACCAAGAAAAUGCUAAAGACAAAAUAGCAGAGAAAUGUCAUCCGCUUUGGCAAACCAUCAAUAUUGGUAAAAUAAAAGCUUGGUAUAAUCCUUACACUGGAAGAAUUAGUGAGAAUGAGAUUUCACCAUUUCUACUUCCUACUGGUGGAAUUCUCGCUGAUGAAAUGGGACUUGGCAAAACUGUGGAAGUUCUUGGCUGUAUACUAAAUAAUCCUAGAAAAUUCAAGACUGACUCAGGAUUGUUGCAAAAGAUUAUUCCUUAUGAUUUCUCUGACAAAGAAGAAAAUUCCAUGAUCAAUAAGAAAGAUCAACUUAAGUCUCUCAUUGACUUAAAUGUUUCCAUGUCAAAUAUUACUGAAUCAAUGCAGGUAGAUUGCCCUCCGAAUGACAACCUUGAAUAUUUCCCUUGUCAUGGUAAACAUCAGCUGGUUUGUGAUUAUGAUUUGAUGCCAAGACCAGAGAAGAAAAUUAAAUUUGAGGAAUGUUCUUUGUCCGAAGAUAACAAUUCCCCAUUUACAUUUAAUGGUUUAAGUGAAAAUGAUUGUUUUCAAAUGAAGCCAUCUGCAGAUGUGUCAGAAAUUACCAAUCAAUUUAAGGACAUUAAAAUGCGAUGUAUUUGUGGUGCAACUGACUUUGGUCCAAAUGAAACAAUCCUUGUCUGUCAAUCUUGCCAACAUUCACAACAUCCUUCUUGUGUUGGUUGGAAAAGUAAAUCACAGAAGCAAUAUGUAUGUCCUGAUUGUUGUUCAAAAAUGCCUCUACUUCAAUCCAAUACUACACUUAUUAUAUCUCCUGUUCCUAUUGCCUACCAAUGGCUUGAUGAAAUCCAUCGUCAUAUUAAAUGUGAAAGUCUUAAUGUUAUGGUUUACAAAGGAGUUGCAAAACAUGGAUACAUUUAUUCAUCAAUGCUAGCACGAAAUGAUAUCAUUCUAACGACUUAUGACGUGCUAAAAAGAGACUUUCAUCAUUUAGCAUCCAAGAAAAACCAUUACAGCCAUCGCCAACCUAAGAGAUAUGUGGCUUGGCCUUGUCCACUAACCUGUAUUCAAUUUUGGAGGAUUUGUCUCGACGAAGCACAAAUGGUUGAAAACACAACAGCAAAGACGACAGAAACUGCUCUACACCUAACCGCUGUGCAUAGGUGGUGUGUUACAGGGACACCGAUCCAAAAAAGUGUGGAUGAUCUUUAUGGGUUAUUCCUGUUUCUUGGGGUUGCACCUUAUUACAAAAAGCACUGGUGGAAGAAAUUAUUACAUGAACCGUUCAUGGGAGGAGAUAUUAAACCAUUGAGAAAAAUUUUGUAUCAAAUUAUGUGGAGAACGGCCAAGAUUGAUGUUAUUGAUCAGGUAAAACUUCCUCAUCAAGAUGAAUUAAUGAAUUGGCUCAACUUUUCUCCUGUAGAAUAUCAUUUCUACCGUCGACAAUACGAAGAUUGCUCCAAGUUUGCUCUGAGUGAGUUGCGAAAAUUCCAGGAGUCUGAAAUGGAAUUGAGUAGUCUGGGUAGAAACAGUUUUCAUAAGGUCAUGUGGCCUUUACUGAAACUACGUCAGGCAUGCUGUCAUCCCCAGGCCGUUCGUGGCGGUUACCUUGCCAUCAAGAAAAAUGUGAUUACAAUGGAUCAACUUCUCGAUAGUUUAACAAAUAAAGCAAAAAUUGAGUGUCAAGAAGCACAUAGACAGUUAUUGUGCGCAAUAAAUGGGCUGGCGGGAAUUUUUAUCUUACAAGAGAAGUAUCAAGAGGCAGUAGAUAUUUACAGAGAAGCUAUGGAUUCAUGGAAAGAACAUGAGGAACGUUUUAAAACGGAUUCACUACAGAAACUGCAUACACUGUACAAUCUUGACGACAUAUUAACAAAGAACGAAAAAUGUAGCAGAACUUUGAGCGAUGACGAUUUACGACAAAAAGCGUUCGAGAUCAAAGAGAAAUAUUUGAUGAAGAGAUCGUAUCAAGUUACAAACGCUGAAAAUGAUGCAAGUAAUGCUUGGAAAGCUCAUGAUGAAUUGAAACAAAAGAUAGACUUCAAAUGUCCAUGGUGGAUGUCAUAUAUACGAACGAUGUUAGAUGAAAGAUUUCCUGCUCAUAAUAUAAGAGCUCAACGUUUAUUAGAGAAAAUUAAGUUUGAUUUGGCUGCUGUUAGGAAUACACAAGAAUUUGAUUCAAUAAACUUGGCAGAUUGCUUUUCUGAUUUACAUGGCUUACAACUUGUUCUUUUUCAAAAACUGGACGCAAUUGAGGACAGUCAAAUCAACUUGUUCACUGAGUUAAAGAAAAUAAUGAAGGAACCAACGAAUGACAUUGUACAGUCUGCUGCCGAAUGUUGUUUACGUCCAGUUGCAAAUAGCUCAGCUCCAACCUGUUGUUUUUGCAAAGUAAAUAAUUUGUUGUCAGUUUACGAAUCGUCAAUAUUUGCACAUCAAGGUUAUAAAGAUGCUGAUGGAGAAAGCAUUACUGGUUUGAGGGCUGAGACAGAAGUAUUUCGAGCUCUUAAAUCAAUUUAUGCUUUUUUUAAGAGUGAAAAUAAACGUAAUUUUGAAGACUACUUCGAGUUACAACAACAAGCUCAACUUCAUAUGGAGUAUCUUGAGUCCAUAAGGAAGAAUUUUAAAGUGUAUCGUCAACUUUGGAAUUCUUUACAUCAACGUGUUUCAGCGUUAGACGAGCUUUCCAUGUGUACAAUGAGGUUACGUUUACGCUUUCCUGGUGAAAAUAUUCCUGAGAAUCAGUUUUAUAUUGUUGAUCCAACAGAGGUUGAAAGGACGAAACUCGGCUUUUGCUCUGACAAAACUCUGGCUCAUUCCAGUUUGAGGAAGUCUCUGGGUCAACUAUUGUACUUAAAAAAUUUAGCAAAGACACAAAGUACUGAAGGAGGAGAAAAUACUGAUAACUGCCCAGUUUGCACUAAAGUAUUGGGUUAUCAGUGGAGUGUAUUCUCCUGUGGUCACUGUCUGUGUUGUGAGUGUAUGUGGGUGUUGUUGGAGCAACCACGAGUUAUUUUUCAAAAUCGUUCCAAUGUGCGUUGUCCAUUGUGUCGUCAUGUGACGAUGGUCGAGGAUAUUUCGUAUGUUAGUACCGCAAGACAACUUACUGAUGAAGAUAAAGACAUAAACGUAAAGGGAAGUCAUUCAACCAAAAUUGAAGCGGUUCUGCGAACAUUAAUAAAAAUUCAACGAACAGACACUGGUGCAAAGACUCUAGUGUUUUCUACGUGGCAAGAUGUUCUUGAUGUUAUUGCGCAUGCUCUCGAUGAGAACAACAUGAAGUAUCGAGCUAUCAAGAAAAGCAAAGAUUUUGAGUCGAAUUUGGAGGAAUUUAAAAGAUCGCAAGAAAUCCACAUAUUAUUGAUUCCACUCCAUUCUGGAUCAAAUGGUCUCAACAUUAUUGAAGCAACUCAUAUGAUACUUGUUGAACCGUCAUUAAAUCCAUCAUUAGAGAGACAGGCUGUCAGUCGUAUUCACAGGAUUGGACAGACUAAGGCAACAUUUGUUCACCGUUUGUUGAUUAAAAGUUCUGUGGAAGAAAAGAUUGUGAAAUUCCUGCAAAAUAAAGAGGAAUCGGGAAAGAGCUGUUGUAUGCAAGGAAAAGACGGAGAAAAUGUUCCAUUAACUGUUGGUGAACUGGCAUCUUUCUUCGAACAAACUUGAGCAAAUUAUCGCUGUAUUUUUAAACGUUAUCAACGGGGUUAUAAUGUUAUCGUGCAUUUUAAAAGCAUAAUAUAAAGUUUUAUGACAUACACGUAUGUGGUUUGCCAUUGUUUUCUACUGUUAUGUUAGAAAAUAUUGCGAAGGACAUUUUAUCUGCCUGACAAAUCUCAUUGUGUUGUGCUUAAUGAAAUAAUUUUGAGAACAAUGAAAAUGAGGGAAAAAUAAACUUUAUGGUGUUUUCGUUAUGUACAUAGUCUGCAAAGUUGUUAAGUUAACUUCUUAAAUAUAUUUUCUCUGCUUAUUCCGUGACGGUGAGCACAAAUCUCUUGUAAAUAUUUCAAUCUUUCUUUUACUUGGUGGAAAAGCUAAACGUAUAAAAAUAGUAAUUAUGAUUUUAAGACUGACCUUUACAUUAA